Messenger RNA from Neopelma chrysocephalum (saffron-crested tyrant-manakin), 993 nucleotides. Its product is annotated as claudin-3-like. Gene Ontology annotation, biological process: bicellular tight junction assembly; cell adhesion. Gene Ontology annotation, cellular component: plasma membrane; bicellular tight junction. The record is from RefSeq and is a predicted model, not a curated record. The transcript has 2 exons. Gene Ontology annotation, molecular function: structural molecule activity. NCBI's taxonomy places the organism in Eukaryota, Metazoa, Chordata, Aves, Passeriformes, Pipridae. The coding region runs from base 349 to 993 and encodes 214 amino acids.
GAAGGAUGGGGGACGGGGGGUCACCCAGUGCAGCAUCCCCUUCCUGCCAUGCACCCAGCACCCAUCAUCGCAGGGGUGAGCAAGAGGUGACGGCAGCAACAGCCCCGGGUGCCUCGGGGCCGCGUCCCACUCACGUGCGCGGCAGCCGGCGCAGGAUUUGGGGUGUUUCCCCUCCGCUGCGGUCGGGAGUGCCGCGCGUUCCCCCCCCGGGCGAGCGGGGCCGGGGCGGUAAGUGCUGCCUCGGCCGCUUAUAUUUCAGGCGCGGGGCUGUUGGCUCGGUGCUGACCAGGGCACACAGGCAACCCAUUGUUGGAACCCCUCCGACGCGGCGGCGAGCAGGUACUGACCAUGGAAACAAUGUCGAGGCAGACGAGUGCGCUGGUGACAGCCGUCGUGGGCUGGGUGGCCACUAUCCUCACCUGUGCCCUGCCCAUGUGGAGGGUGACAAACUGCCUCGGCUCCAACUCCAUAGGGUCCCAGUCGUACUCGGAUGGGCUGUGGGUGACCUGUGCCAACGACGGCACAGCGCAGUCUCAGUGCAGGUACUACAGCUCCCUGCUGGAGAUCACCCCCGACCUGCAAGUUGCCCGUGUCCUGGUGGUCGCCGCCCUCAUCACAACCUUCGCCGGCAUCCUCAUCGCCCUCGCGCGUGGAGCCUUCUCCAGCUGCAUGGGCGGCGGCGGCAACAAGGGCGCGUACAUCUCCGUGACAGGAGCCUUGUUCGUCGCCUCCGCCGUCCUGCUCCUCGUCGCCGUCUCCUGGACUACCAGCAACAUCGUCAACAACUCCUACACCCCCACGGGGCCCGAGGCCGUCAGUAGAGAGGUGGGGGCUGCCAUCUACAUCGGCUUCAUCGCCACUGCCCUCUUGCUCGCCGGUGGGAUUGCCCUGUCCCGCUUGGGAACCCAAUACCCGCAGGAUUCCUACGCCAAGAAUUACAGAGGGGUGAAAACCUGCGAUUCAACAGGCUACCCCAUGAAGGACUACGUGUGA